UACGUUUUAUGGCUGUGUAAUAAAAUAAUAAUAAAAAUGUGUAUGGAAAAUAUUUUUUGACGACACAAUGCACAGGAGCAACGCCGCGAAUAUUAAACCGACAUUCGAAACGGAUUAUUAUGGGGUAUUAGAGUUGAAUAGAGAUUGCGAUGACUUGGAAAUAAAAAAAGCUUUCCGUCGUCUGGCAAUACGUCAUCAGAAUCCCUCGAGACAGAGGAAUGAGAAUAUUAAAGAAGUUUUAGCUCUGAUAGCCGAAGCGUACGAAGUCCUUUCGGAUCCUCUCAAGCGAGCUAUCUAUGACCAGUACGGUGAGACGGGUUUGAAAAGAGGAAUCUCAGGACCAAAUGGCCAUAUACCGCCCUACGUAUUCCACGGGGAACCGCAACGUACUUUUAGAAAUUUUUUUGGAACGGAUAAUCCUUACGGUGAUUUGGUUAAUAUUCUCAGUGACCCUCAGACAAUGGAAAUUAUUUGUAAAAUGCAUACAGCAAAUAAAGUCAAAGGUGAACCUAUUAAGAAAUCUCUGUUGUUGACAUUACGAGAAGUACUUAUUUAUUUUAUAUUUUUAAAAAGUUUGUUUCUAAAAAUGUUAUUCAUGUUUGUAUGUAUUUUUGAGAUAUUUUUUGGCGGUGUAAAAGAAGUCAAAAUAAAAAAAAAGGUAUUUGUAGACUCGGAAAAAAUGAAUACAGUUUUUAAAGAAGAAAUUAUUUCAAUACCUAUAAAACCGGGUCUUCCGACAGGAACGGAAAUUGUUUUUCGGGAAAAGGGUGAUGAAAGCGUUGAUAGAUUACCGGCGGACAUAAUAUUUGUCACUGAAGACAGCCCUCACGAAAUAUUCCGAAGAGAAGGUGAUAAUUUGUUAAUGACGGUUGAAAUUUUUUUAAAGGAUGCACUUAUUGGUACUGUUGUUACUGUAAAUACUGUAGACGACAGAACUAUUCGUGUGCCGAUAACAUCGAUAAUAACGCCAGACUAUCGGAAAUGCAUACCCAACGAAGGACUGCCCCUCGUAAAAAAUAUAAAAGAACGCGGUGACCUUGUAAUAAAUUUUAAAAUUGAAUUCCCAGUUUAUUUACCGAUCGCAAGUAAACAAUAUAUUGAAAAAGCUUUCGAAAAAACUAAUCAAGAAAAUAAUAACAGCAAUAAUGAUAAUGAUAAAUAUUCAGACAAAUUUUUUUCAUCCAAUCGAUCACUAAAAAGUAUCGAUGAUAAUAUUCCAAUUCGUAAAAAUACAAGUUAAAUUUUUUUAUCAAUUUAAUUAAUUGUGUAAAUCAAUAAAAAGUUAUGAAAAAAUUUAUUUAAGAAUUUUUAUCUCAAUUAAUUCAAGAGUUUAAAAUAGUGUAGAGUAGAG
Molecule: messenger RNA, 1351 nt
Organism: Microplitis mediator
Lineage: Eukaryota; Metazoa; Arthropoda; Insecta; Hymenoptera; Braconidae
Product: dnaJ homolog subfamily B member 13-like
Exons: 5
Coding region: 68-1240 (390 amino acids)
Cellular component (GO): cytosol
Molecular function (GO): protein-folding chaperone binding
Source: RefSeq, a predicted model, not a curated record